Parasteatoda tepidariorum (common house spider) is the source of this 1523-nucleotide messenger RNA. RefSeq names its product cell adhesion molecule Dscam1-like. Gene Ontology annotation, molecular function: cell-cell adhesion mediator activity. Gene Ontology annotation, biological process: homophilic cell-cell adhesion; axon guidance; synapse assembly. NCBI's taxonomy places the organism in Eukaryota, Metazoa, Arthropoda, Arachnida, Araneae, Theridiidae. The record is from RefSeq and is a predicted model, not a curated record. Gene Ontology annotation, cellular component: synapse; plasma membrane; axon.
ACUUCUGUGUAUGUUUGCAAGUUUAAUUUUUUAAACAAAUUUAUAUUUUGCAUGCAGCAAUAUCUGUAUAAAAUCAUUAAUUUACUUGCGUAAAUAGUCAUAUUUAGUUAUAUAUUAUGCCAACCGGCCAGUGUAGGGGCAAGGAACUGACCUUGCAUCAGAAAGAUUCUGGGUUCAAAUUUCGGGCAAGGCAUGGAUGUUCUUUUCUUUCUCUGUACUAUUUGUCCAUACUGUGGGAGCAACGUUGGUCUACAAAAUAGGGUGCCCCUGAAAUGGAGGUCAACAAAUCUGCUCUUCAGAUGCCUGUAUGACGAAAGGUCAUUCUCCAGGUGGGCAUUGGUGAAAAAAGUUAUGCAUUAUUUGUAUAUUUAUUGCCAACGGGUCAUAUUGAUAGUCAACUGGACCAAUUGUAAUGCUUGCAAAAACCCACUCAAUAGAAAUCUAAAACAGUCCUUUGCGUAAAAGGUUUAUUUUUGUAAGAUUUUAUGUUACAAGUAAUAUCAAAUCCUAAGGGCGAUUAUUUAAAAGUCUAUUGCAAUCAAAGUUAGCAGUAGAAAAUGAGGAUUUUUUUAAGUCAUAACUUUCAUUAAAUCUUCAUAAUAAUAGCAAUAAUGCUUUUUAUAAGCUAUGAAAAGUGAUUAUGAUUUCAAUUAACUGUAUUGUUUAUGUCCUGUCAAAUGCAACAUAUUUGACUCGUAAUAUUGUCUUAACCAGUUCUAUAUUUUAAAUCAACUUUUUGAAUUAUACAAACACAAGGAGAAAAAUCUUAAAACAUCGAACAUACUUAUUUAUAUGGUUUAUGAAUGGAAAUUAAUAUUUACUUUAUUUAGAACACUUUUUCUAUAACUUUUCCCACUGUGGGGCGCUGCAAUACCGUUGAUAAUAAUGUUGUGUCUUAACUAAAAAGCGUUAUUGCAAUAGGAUGACAACAGCCAUGUUUAAAUAUUUUUAUUUAAGUUCAUUCUGAUUCUCUUUCUUACAAGUAUGAAAGGACUCAAGUAUGAACCAUCAUUAUUGAAGAUAAUAUUUACUGUUGCCGUAAUUUAUAUUCGUGGAUUUUCAUUUCAAGAAACACCUGUGAUACAGCCAUUUGCAUUUCCCGAACAAUCAACUGCAGGUAAAACAAUAGCUGUGAUUUGUGCAGUAAGUCAAGGAUCUGGUUCAGUUCAGUUCAGUUGGUUGAUGAAUGGAAAAGAUAUUUCAGAAAUUCCAAAUACAUCAGUCUUGAAUCAACCUGGUUUUUCUGUUUUAACAAUAGAACCAGCAAGUAAAGAUAAUGUCGGAAAUUAUACUUGUGUAGCUAAAAAUGCACAUUCGCAAAGUUCAUUCACAGCCGGCUUCAUCUUAAAUGGUGAGUGGAAGCCUAUUAUUAGUCAACUUAAAAAUACUUUAUUAUUAUUAGCGUAAUAAAAUUCUAUUUCAGCUAUUAUUUUUGCAAACUUUUAACUUACAAUUAUUUAUUUUAUUUUGUAUUCAUGUAAUUUGUAUUGUUUCUUAUUACCUCGCUAGUAAGAGGGUGUGUA